Messenger RNA from Cladophialophora immunda, 1816 nucleotides. RefSeq lists its product as uncharacterized. NCBI's taxonomy places the organism in Eukaryota, Fungi, Ascomycota, Eurotiomycetes, Chaetothyriales, Herpotrichiellaceae. The coding region runs from base 332 to 1651 and encodes 439 amino acids. The record is from RefSeq and is a predicted model, not a curated record. The transcript has a single exon.
GGAAAAGAAGGAGGAGGUCGAUUUGAACGGGAAAAUAGACAGUGACAAUAUCUUCCCCCCUCUUGCGCUCUUGUCUUCUUCAUCUGCCCCGUCUCUUCUCCCGUCCCUGCGCCUUCGCAUUGUCUUUUCAUCGCUCGCUCGAAGAAAUCGGCCGACACGCGAACGCCCAGUCGCCCACCGGAAGCGAUUCCGUGGCUGAUUGAUAAGAUAGCGGUUGAGGGGCGAUUGGCUCCGAAGGCCCGUUGCCGUGCGUUCAUUUGAUUGAGGAAAUUCAUCAUCGUCACUAGAAAAGAAAAAUCGCCGGCGAGGAGGACUUUUCCUCACGACUCUCAUGUCCUCCUCCACGCCUACAGCCACUCCCUCUUCCUCCUCCGCUCCCUCGACCUCUAAACCCCGCGCCCUCAAGUCCUCCGGCAUGUCCUUCCUCCGCAACGUCAAGACCUUCCUCACGCCGUCGUCGUCGCAGUCGCACCUCCCGGGCUCCGCGCGCGACGGCUUCACCACCGCGAAGACCGAGGCCGACCUGUUCCCUCCGACGGACCCGUCGAUAGACGGCGACGAAUGUCUGCACGACUGCUCGUCGUGCACCGUGCACUACCCCACGAAAUUCUCCAUCGACGAGAGCGACAAGCUCUUCGGCCACGUCAAGGGGUUCAACGUCCACCUCCUCGUCGGCACGGGCAAGACCGACUGGGUCAGGGAUGUCACCGACGAGAAGGGCUCUGUCAUGCAGGCCGUGGGCAAGGUCGGGCUGGACCUGAGUGGGAAGCGCGGCAGGGUCAUGUUGAGCGCGAGCAAUUUCCCAUCUGGCGAGGAGUGCCAUGGCGACGAGGAAGAGGCCGGCACGAGCGAUUGCAUGCUACUGCCUAGUUGGGUCGUGGUUGAGAAGGUCAGGCCGAGCCAAGCGGGCACGCUAAUGAAAGAGGUGGUGGACAGAAGUGUCAGAAAUGACAUGCCUGUCGGCACAAAAAGAACAGAGGUCAAUGGCAAUGGUCAUGUGCCAUCGCCCGCAGGAGAUCAAGACCCGGCUCUAGGAGUGCAGAACGAACAAGAGCCUGAAGAUACUCCCGAUGUGUCCGGGUUGCAAAUUGGAGAUGGCGCCGAUACAUCACAGCAAGACAGCUCGCAGCAAGAACAACAACCACCACCGUCACAGAACACAACGCUUGACCCAGCACCGCUACCUCCCUCAAUCUCGUCGACCUUCAAAAUCCGCCCCAUCCCUCAUUCCUACCUAAUUCUCAUGUGCAGCCAAAAGACCCGCGACGCCCGUUGCGGCCAAUCUGCGCCUCUCCUCCGCAAAGAAUUCGAGCGUAUCCUGCGCCCCAUGGGUCUCUACCGCGACCUCCACGACGACCGACCUGGUGGUGUCGGUAUAUAUUUCAUUAGUCACGUCGGGGGCCAUAAAUACUCCGCCAAUGUCAUGAUCUAUCGAAGGCAAGGCCGGAAGAAAGAGGUGGGGGGAGAUGAUGUGGACCUGGACGGGGAGAAGUUGGAGAAAGAAGCUGUACAGCUCAUCUGGCUUGCGAGGGUGAGGCCGGAAGACUGUGAAAACAUUGUGCGAUAUACCGUGUUGCAGGGUAAGGUCGUCAAGCCGCAGAGGCAGUUGAGAGGUGGAUUCGAUCGAGAGAGGGGAGUGACGAGCUGGUAGAGCUCGGCUUGUAUAUACAUUUGUACCGUUGCCGGAGAGGUGACGGCUGCACAGCAUGAUGCACUGUGUUGCACUGGAUCGCAUUAGAAGGGCUAUAGAUAACAUAAUAAAGGAACGGGCACCAUCGCUCGGCGUUCUGGAGCAUAUGACAUUGGUCCUUUGAGC